AUGCUCGCUGUGCUCAAUUGCCGGACACUGGCAUUCCGAAGGCUUGUCAGCACGAGCCGUCUAGCUGCCACAAAGGAAAAAUUGCCGACGGAGACGACGAAGUUCUCACAAAUUGAAAAAAAGAAGGACAAUGAGAUGCUGGAAACAAUCGAUAUUGAGGAUCUACCACGACCACAGAAACGGUUCGCCAAGCAGUUUGAGAAGGUGAAUCAAGAGCGAGUCAAGGAGAUUUUCGCGAAAAAUUACAAGAAUCACAUCUCAUUUGCCGUACUUUUGGGUGUUGUUAUCGGAAUCUACUGGUAUACAAUGUAUUCUGUGAAACAGGAGACAUUCCUCGAAGAAAUCGACGAAGAAAUGGCCGCUACGAAUCCAAAAACUCAUGGACAUCUUGCCAAGAAAUAGAUCGAUUUUUCGGAUUUUUCCUUAUUUUUUUGUUAAUUUUUCCUCUUUUUAAUUUAAAAUUAUAGCUUUUUAAUAGCCUAGUUAGUCUUUUUUUUUCUCUCGUUAUUCGUUGUUUCUACCGUGAUUAUUAUCUCGUUUUUUGAUUUUUGCUUCGAGAAAAAAUAAUAAAACACCCAAUUUCAG
Caenorhabditis elegans is the source of this 585-nucleotide messenger RNA. It is a transcript of the gene coa-3, whose product is annotated as Cytochrome c oxidase assembly factor 3. The transcript is spliced from 3 exons. Gene Ontology annotation, cellular component: mitochondrial inner membrane; mitochondrial membrane. The coding region runs from base 1 to 402 and encodes 133 amino acids. The record is from RefSeq and is marked reviewed. Lineage: Eukaryota; Metazoa; Nematoda; Chromadorea; Rhabditida; Rhabditidae. Gene Ontology annotation, biological process: mitochondrial respiratory chain complex IV assembly.